AUGGAGGAACUUGUGCAAACUGUACAAUUCUUGUCCGAAAAGACCCUGCAAGACAUCGCGAAGGGCCCAUUAGUCAAAUUUACAGCGUCAACUGAUGACAGCGAAAAAGUGAACCGGGUUUGGCAGUCACUGAUUCAGACUGCAUCAGACCCAUCUCUGUCCCACCAGCAUACAUCGGCAGCUUACCACGCUUUGUCGGCGUUCGUUGAUGCUGCUGUUACUUCUCAACACCACUGUACCCAGCAAUUGGCCCUGGAAUCCGGGACUUGGUUAGCCAUAUUCGAUAUCUAUUUGAGUCGAUACGAAGAUGCCAAGCCGAAGCCCUUGAAGCAGCUGCUUGGCUCGAUUACCACUAUUCUGGUUAAAUAUUACCGAGGCGACCAGAGAACCAAUGUUCAAAAAGCUGUAGCCGAGGCAAUCCUGCCCAGUGUUGUUCUUGGUGAACCCCGUUCCCGGCUGAAAGGUUCCCUUGUCUGUCUAGAGAUUUUCCUCCGGAAGGGAGCUAUCUUGCCAUCUGAAUUGAUCUCCUUGUUGCAGAUUUGGCUCGCAGAGAACCGUGCAAAAUGGGUUUCGGUAUUUGAAAAGGACCAUGAUGCGCUAUAUUCUGGCUUCUCCGAGCCUUUCACAAUUACAGCCGGAGUCCCGUCGGAGGAACUGGCCACAAAGAUUUUUAUCCUUGGUCUAUUGACUCAAACUAAUAAUCGCCAAAUGUCCGGCACAAGUGGUAGCGUGCUGGCUGCCUUUCUGCAAAAGUUGAAGGGUAGAUCAUUCGGCCAGCAGGUGUCCCACUUCUGGGUGAGCCCUGUUCGGCACAUGCUUUUGCAAAACACGGAUAAUUUGGAGUCACUUUCGGCGCAAAUUCUCCAUCCUUUAUUCACAGCUGAUCCACACGGUUUCAUGUCUUUUGUCGAAGCUCUUCCAUUGCGAAAUCUGCUUGCGGGCGAUAUGGCAGAUGCUGCGCAGUCAGAGUAUAUGCUUUUGUUUGCCUCCUUACAGAUGGGCAAGAAAGCCAAUCUUGUACACGAAGAUUAUGAUUCCUCGAAGCAAAAUGAUACUAAACAGGGCCCUCGAAAACUGGUGUUGAACAGUCAAGUCAUUGGCAAAUUCUUGCUUCACCGUGAGCCCAAUAUUAGAAUCGCUGCCUUAUCUUUGUUGGUGACAACCUUCUCAACGGUCAAGCCCUUCACAACGAUUGCAACUACCUCCAUUCUGCGAGCACUCCCAUCAAUGCAUGCCGGCUCUGAUUCUUAUACCCGAGGCGAGAUAAUGAGCCUGACCCGCAAGUUUCUCAUCCGUCUGAAAAGUGGAAUUUUGAAAGAGGGCAUCUCGGACGCAGCUGUGCCAGCUACUGGCAAGGAGCCAUCGGGCUGGGUCCGAAGUGAUGAAGAGACGAAGGAAUUUUUGAAGGCAUACAUUCAAUUCCUUGAAAGUGAUCUUGUGGCGACUGCAUCAUAUCCACGCCACGCAAGUGCGCUGAGGGCCCUGAAACUUUUGUUGCAGUCUGGUCUUGAUCCACGAACUGAUAUUGCUCCACUCAAGUCAGAAGUUGAGACUCGCUGGAAGCUGCACGUGGAUGUAUUUGGCCCACGUUUGCUCAGAUUACUAGUGGAUCUGCUGUUAGACCCUUUCGAAGAGGUUCGACAGACAUCCCUCUCUAUUCUGAAUCUCUUCCCUCGGCAGGUAUUGCUGAGUGGGCUUAUUGAUACAACUGAGCAACAGCCAACAAUCGGAACAAGGUUGACCGAUGCCUUGGCUCGUGCGGAAAGUAUCGCGAGCAAGACAAGUCGUGCGGACAAUGCGGACACUGUCGCUCGUCUCUAUCACAUUCUGUUCUGUGCUGCCACCAGCUCCGACGAAGACUCGAAUUGGUGGGCAACGAAGCAAUCUGUGGUGAACACCAUCUUGACAAAGUUGGAAGAACGACUUCUGUCUUCCGGUGGUCUCUUCAACUCUACUAUGCGGGGAGCUCCUCUUCAUGGCUACAUGUCUGGUCUUAGAUAUAUUGUUCUUAUGCCAAAGUUUUACUCUUUGCUUUCGUCGGAUUCUGAUCUCAUUGCGUGGAAAUCUGUCCAUGAUCGGAUUGUUACUAUUUGCGACAAGGUUUGGCAGGAAGUCAAGCCCGUACUUUGCAUCGACUCUCCUGAGGGUCACACCGAUGAGCCGACUGAAGAUCUCUCAGUGGGGCCAAAGGACAUUCUUUCCUAUUCUUGGAGAGCUCUGCGCGAAUCAAGUAUGCUGCUUCACGCCACGCAGUUUAAUACUACAUACGGUCCAGAUGACGGCAAUGGACUUCAACUUGCCGAUUUCGAGGCGGUUGGAAGGACUAGUUUUACACAACUGGCUGAGCUGCGUCAUCGAGGAGCCUUCUCUACUGUCUCACAGACGUUCGCCACAUGCUGCCAACGGUGUAGCGACUCAAAGGACGUAUCUAUCCAAGAACUGCCUAAACUGUGGUACCAGGAAGCCAAAGCAACUAUCUUCGAGUCGGCCGCGAAGCUCACCCGAAGAUCCGCUGGUUUGCCUGCGCUGGUUACAGGUAUCUUGGUUGCCAGUCCUGGGUCGGCAUUCUUCAAGCAAGCUUUGGAUGAGCUUCACGAGAUUGCACGAUUGCCUGUGGAGUACGAUAAGAACCAGCAGUAUCGGGAGCUACCACAGGUUCAUGCGAUGAACUGUUUGAAAGAGAUCUUCACGAACACAAAACUCGGUCCCUUCACGGAGAGCUUCAUUAUGCCUGCACUGACUUUGUCUGCUGAGCGGCUCGGGUCACCUAUUUGGGCACUCCGAAAUUCCGGGUUGAUGCUCUUCCGAGCUCUAUUAAUCCGAAUGUGCCGGCUGGUUCCCGGUGUCGGAGCUGGUUUCGGUGGCAUCUCUGGAUCAGAACCUGGGUCUAAGAUCUCUUUCCCCAAAUAUCCUGGUCUCCCAGACCUCUUGUCAAAACUUCUCGCGUCGACAAAGGGGACAGUCACUGAAGGCACCGACAUCAUAACGGAACGGAUUUUCCCUGCCCUGAGAGGCAACGCCACCGAAAACUUAGUUCACGGCAUAUCACUCUGUGUCCGAUAUGCUCUGCGUCGAUUCGCAGCGACUACAGACGUUUUUUGGACUUCACAUGCCGAUGAGAUUCUCGCUACUGUUCGUCAUGUUUUGGCGACCCUAUUCCCGGUUGCCAAGUCUCCCUUCACGGCAACUGCCCUCGUCGAGAUUCUUAGUGACACUCUCGAGCGGAGCUUCGAGGCCUGUACUGAAGACCGACUCGCUACGUCUAUUGAUGAGAUCUGCGCGGAACACGAUAUAGACGGCAUUUUGAGUUACGCGUUCAAUGGCUCCCAGGCCGGAUGGAAUCUUGAAAGCAAGACUCGGGCAUCUUCGCUCCUGAGGAGAGCUCUCUCGUGGUGCACGAUACUGAAGAUGCUUGCUCUAAGGCAGUGGAGCGAAAUCUCAGGAGUCUAUCGCGAUGUCUCAGAGGUAGAUGCUGAUGCCGCUACUUGGAUCCUGGAACAAUUGGAGGAGAAAGUCGACAAGGUCGAAAGAUUCCGGAAGCCUCUUCUCGACUUGUAUGCUUUCGUCAUUUUGAAUGAUGCUCCGUCGUCGGCAAAGACAGCGGCCGUGUCGAAUCUCGCGUCAAUUUUGGAAGAGCUGCUUUCCUGUCAGGAAAGUACCCUGUCAGGACUUGCAUUGCCUUGUGAUGAUCUGACGAAGGCUUUCCGGCCCGAAGCAGAUAUCAAGUCAUGGAACAGACACGCCACAGACAGCGCACUUCGUCUUCAGGGCUGCCUCCUUGCAAUUAGAGGCUCUUCAAAUGAUGGACACCCCCUAUCAUCAAUCAAACAGGACAUACAUAGCUGGAUUGUGAAGCUACGCUCUGCUCUCAGUGAGGAAGUCGAGUUUACGACCCGCUUCGCGGCUGUACAAUCUCUUCACAGCUUUUCACGUUCUUUGCGCCCAUCUGGAAGCUCUCCCCGGGCAGACUCAUCAUUACUGGAUAUCUAUCUGAUUAUGUAUGACAUGCUUAAUGAUGAUGACGAAGAAUUAAGGGACAUUGCCGCGUCAACUGCUUCGUGGGUACUAUCAUACUCGUCAGUUUCGCCGAAUGCCGCCGUCGCUCUUGGCCCACUGAAUGCGAGUGCUCUCUUGGCCAAUUUCAUCCUUGACCAAUACUCAGACUCUGUACAGCUUACUCGACGAGUGAUCUGCUACUUGACCGGGCAAGAGCCUCGCAUCAGUGGCUCUGAUGACCAGACCCAUCUUAUCGCUGUAUCAGAGCUACUGACUGAAUAUUGCCAAGAUCGCACUGCUCUCUUCGUCGAAGAGAAGCAAAAUUUGUUCAUUGAUGAGGUCCGCGAGUUAGAUGUUUGGUCUCCUGCUCUAAAACAACUAAAGAGAAACGCGUAUCCUGAAACCCUGGUGCGUCAGAUCUCUAGCUGGGUGUCUGAGGGAUUGGGUCAUCUGUCCGCACACAUUGCUCAAGAAUCUGGUCAAGAUGGACUUCUCGGUUGGGUCUCAAGGCCCGAGUCAUUUACACUUGGUGUCCGUCUAAUUAGUAUUUCGUCAGCACUCGCAUCCCCGAGCUUUGAGGCUCCAGAGCUGAUGGAUGUUGAGCAACAACAAUUGAGAAAGCAACUCCAGACGUUACUGAGCGUUAGCAAAAGUGCUGCGGUUCAUGACGAGUGGCUGGUCAGGAUUCGAUCUGGUCUCUGUUAG
Molecule: messenger RNA, 4701 nt
Organism: Penicillium maclennaniae
Lineage: Eukaryota; Fungi; Ascomycota; Eurotiomycetes; Eurotiales; Aspergillaceae
Product: Armadillo-like helical
Exons: 9
Coding region: 1-4701 (1566 amino acids)
Biological process (GO): tRNA methylation
Cellular component (GO): cytosol
Source: RefSeq, a predicted model, not a curated record